CUGAAAUCUACUAGCUGCUUUGAAAUAUAAUAAUAUAAUAAAUCGACAAUGGGCUUGACAAAACAGUAUUUGAGAUACUUACCAGCUGGUAAUUUAAAUAUCAUCUCUAGCCCGAGAUGCAAUCUUGUCUUUGUGACUCUAGAAGGCCAGGAGGGUAGAUUUGUUGCUACGGGUGCCUGCGAACAUGUCAUUAUCUGGGACCUUCGUCUUGGUGAACAGGCUCAAAUUCUCUCUGGAGAAAAGUCAGUUGCUACUCAGCUAGCUGCUUCCCCGAAUAAACGCCACAUUGCUGUGGGUUACGAAGAUGGUGCAGUCAAAACCUUUGAUCUUCGCUCAGGUGAAACGGUCAGCAUAUUCAUGGGGCACAGAUCUGAAGUUACCACAUUGGCUUAUGAUAGUUUGGGUCACCGCCUUGCCUCUGGAUCCAAGGAUACGGAUAUCAUUGUUUGGGACGUUGUAGCAGAAACUGGAGUAUGUAGAUUGUCGGGACACAAAGGCAGUGUAACCAAAGUAAUGUUUCUUAAAGACCACAAUAUUGUCGUCAGUGCCAGUAAAGACACUUUUGUUAAAUUCUGGGACUUGGAUACCCAACAUAAUUUCAAAACUCUAAUCGGACAUAGAUCAGAGGUCUGGUGCUUGAUCCUUGCCAAUGAAGAUCGAUAUCUGAUUACCGGAUGCAAUGAAAACGAGCUGUUUGUGUGGAAGAUCUCUUUCGCUGAUGCCGUCAAAGACAGAGAGGCCACUAAAAAUUGGACAGAGUCAAAUACAAGUGAAGAGGAUUACCCGCUAAGAUGUGAAAAAGCUGGAAGUAUACUCAGGGUUGGCCGUGGUCGUGUAGUUUCCCUGUGUUGCGACGCCACAAGCCGCCUAGUAAGUUGCCAUGGAACGGAUAACACCCUGGAACUAUUUCAUUUCAUUCCAGAUGACUUGGUCCAAUCUAGGCUACUGAAAAGGCAGAAAAAAGAAAAAAAGAAGGCUACAAAGGAAGGAAAGCCGGUGGAAGAAAUUAUUGCCGAUUAUACUACUAAUUUAAGAGUCGAGAUCAAACGCCUUCCAGUUAUCAAAACUGCGAACAAAGUCAAAGCACUGGAUCUUGUCCUGGGCAAAGGAGGAGAACUCAGGGUCUGCGCGAACGUAAAUAACAACAGCGUAGAACUUCAUUCAGGAACAAUAACAGAUGACGCAGUCACUUUCAAGCUUUUAAGGUCUUUGACAAACUACGGACAUCGGACCGACGUCAGGGCCGUGUGUUUCAGCUCUGACAACUUAGCUUUGGCAACGGCAAGCGGUGAUUCCGUAAAAUUGUGGAACAGACCUUCAUUGGCUUGCCUGAGAACGGUGGAGUGUGGCUACGCUUUGACGGCAUGCUUUGCGCCGGGAGAUAGACAUCUGAUCGUUGGUUUGAAAGAUGGCAAAAUGUUAAUAAUUGACAUUGCUUCUGGAGAUGUACUCGAGGAAAUCCCAGCACACAGCAAGGAAGUGUGGAGCGUUGUGUUAUUUCCUGAUAUGAGAGGCGUUGCCAGUGGCAGUGGUGAUGGCACUGUGAAAUUCUGGAAUUUCGAACUUGUUGAGGAUCCUCAGAGCCAAACAAAAGCCAAGGUCUUGUCCGUUUUGCAUUCGAGAACCCUGACGAUGGAAGAAAGUGUUUUGGCCGUCAGGAUCAGUCCUAACGGUAGAUUUAUUGCUGUGGCUCUACUCGAUUCCACGGUGAAGAUUUUUUUUCUCGAUACGUUUAAGUUUUUUGUUUCUCUCUAUGGUCACAAGCUGCCGGUAAUUUGUAUGGACAUAUCAAGCGACUCUACCUUAAUUGCAACUGGCUCGGCUGACCGAAACGUGAAAAUUUGGGGUUUGGACUAUGGUGAUUGCCACAAAUCCAUCUUUGCACACGACGAUUCGGUAACUGGGCUUGUCUUUGUCCCGAGAACUCAUUACUUCUUCACCUGCGGAAAAGAUGGUAGCGUCAAGCAGUGGGAUUCGGACAAUUUUCAAAAAAUCAUCACGCUACAUGGCCAUGCGGGCGAGUCUUGGAACUGUGCGGUAUCUCCAAAUGGAAUAUACGUUGCUUCCUGUGGCUCGGACAAGGUCGUUCGAAUGUUUGAGCGGUCCUCGGAGCCUCUGGUAUUGGAGGAUGAAGGUGAAGAGGAGAGAGAGAGACUGGAGAAUGAUCUAGCCACAGGGGAAACAAAUGCAGUUCAGGGUCAGAAGGCGCAGUCUCUGCCUUCGAGGAAAACUGUGAACAGCGAAAAAGCGGCCGAAUUGAUACUUGAAUGUUUGGAAAUAUCCAAAGCCUACCAAGAACAAUUGGACGCAGUCGUGCCUCCGCAUCCUCCGCCGGUACUGCCGCCGUUGAUGCAAGCGUUCUCUUGCGCGACCACCCAGGAUUUUCUCUUAGAAACUAUCAAACGCGUUCGAGCUAGCGAACUUGAAGAAGCUCUAUUGCUUUUGCCGUAUUCCGCCGCCUGCGAAAUUUUGAAGGUUCUUCCCGAGCUUUUCAACAGCAAUUAUCAAGCCGAGCUAGUUUCCAGACUUACAUUGAGCUUAGUUCGCGCCCACCAUAGUCCUAUUGUGACUAGCAAGGAGCUCUUGACUAUUUUGGAUAAAAUAAGAACUCUGAGCCUAGAAAGAGUAACUGCGUUACGGGACACGGUCGGUUACAAUCUGUACGGUCUGGCGUUCACGCAACGUUUAAUCGAGGAACAACAGGGAAUCCAGCUCUUCAAAGAUGCGUCAAAGAGCCGAAAGCAGAAGAACAAAGUCAGGCGCAACAAAGAAAGAGCUCUGAAAAGGGCGAUCAUGAGUUUGUAGAUGAAACAUCUUGAGCUGUAAUCUUCUGUACAUACGUUACAUUAUCGAAAAUACAUCUGAUUCGCCGCAA
Molecule: messenger RNA, 2875 nt
Organism: Athalia rosae (coleseed sawfly)
Lineage: Eukaryota; Metazoa; Arthropoda; Insecta; Hymenoptera; Athaliidae
Product: WD repeat-containing protein 3
Exons: 14
Coding region: 49-2805 (918 amino acids)
Biological process (GO): maturation of SSU-rRNA
Cellular component (GO): small-subunit processome; Pwp2p-containing subcomplex of 90S preribosome
Molecular function (GO): protein binding; snoRNA binding
Source: RefSeq, a predicted model, not a curated record